Messenger RNA from Adelges cooleyi (spruce gall adelgid), 2313 nucleotides. Its product is annotated as U-scoloptoxin(05)-Cw1a-like. The record is from RefSeq and is a predicted model, not a curated record. Bases 438 to 908 code for a protein of 156 amino acids. The transcript is spliced from 4 exons. Lineage: Eukaryota; Metazoa; Arthropoda; Insecta; Hemiptera; Adelgidae. Gene Ontology annotation, biological process: sleep; regulation of synaptic transmission, cholinergic; positive regulation of voltage-gated potassium channel activity.
GUGUACAACAUAAACAUGUAUAUAAUUACAAUUUUUAUUGCCGUCGGCCGUCACCAAGCAUCGGGCAGAAAGACUAAAAAUACAUUUUUCCUAUGAAAAACAUUGCUGUUGUCGUAAAUAAAUACAUCCCGAGUUUUUUUUUGCAAUAUGUUAUCGAAGAUCCGCGUGUGUAAUAAUAUGUACAAUAUAUUAUUAUUAAUUGUAUCGUGUGCGUGUGUUUUACCAAAUAAUACUGUUUUUAUCGACGGAUUGUUUAUAUUGUAAAUUGUAAUGUAUGGUACGCGUUUGGACAUGAUCUCCACUCACUGGUUGUUGUCGAAUACCCAUCUAUUAUAAUAUUAUCCUUCAUUUUGAAUUCGACUUUCCCAAAGGAAGUACAAAAAGAAUUGACCAACAGGCAUCAGGGUAGCAUCUUUCUGCAAGAAUUCAUACAAGGAAUGAUCAAAUUCUUGUUAGACAUCUCAAUAGUUUUAAUGAGUAUUUUACAAGGUACGUCAUGUAUAAAUUGUUUUAAGUGUUCCUCGUUGAACGGAAGUAAUGCAAAUUGUGAAGACCCUUUCAACCCAGCCAUGUCGUCGUAUAUAGAAAAAUGUAUGGUUCCGAAAAGAGGUCAUGUCGGCAUGUUCCCAGCUAAUUUUUGUACUAAGAUAAUCGGUACAAACGUAAUAACACAUGAAGUGAUGGUAAUUCGACAGUGUGCUAUGAAAACCAUGGAUUCGCAAUGUGGGGAGUUCAAAUAUCAAGAGAACACCAUGGAUGGAUGUAUUCUUACUUGUGAUUUUGAUGGAUGCAAUUCUGCAUAUACAUAUAAGCCUAACAUAAUUUUACAAUUUACGUUACCCGCACUUCUAUUAAUAUUAAUGUCAUUUUAUUUGAACGGAUCCGUCAAAAUUUUUCAGGGUACCUAGUGUUUUGUCUUCCCUUCAAACAAGCAUCUCCAACUAACGACAAAAUAAUAUUUAUUAAUUAAAUUAUAUUACCUAUGUUCAUUUACCUACCUACAUUUAUUAUCUAAUGCUAACAUAAGCGCAACUAGAUGGCUUAGAAUCUUGAUCUACAGUUUAGGAAUUUAGGUAGCUGUAUUUAUGUCUAGGGGACAAAACAAUUGAUAUUCCAUUUUAAUUUCUAAAAUUACGAUUAAUAAAGAUCUUUGUAAUUUUUUUUUUGGAAGGACAAUGCUAAUUUUUUAGGGGGGGUCUUCAACCCUGUAAUUUAAUUUAAGUACUCCUGAUUUUCGUCCGUCUAGUUGCGCUUUUAAACGCUAAAGAAGCUUAAUUACUUUUUUUUGGCUACAGCUGUAUAUUAUUAUUUAUAUAAUUAUAUAAAUCUACCCAUACCAUAUUAUAUUAUACCAAAAACAUAAAGUAAUACUUAUUUGGGAACAUAUUACAUAUUAUUAGCUUAUCUAAUUUUAAAAUGUUUUAAGUACAAAAUGACGAUUUUACAUUUGUUUACAGUACGCAUUUUUUUACACUUUUAAACUUAAAAUAUUUUAUUUACCACGUAUUUGCUAAAAAAUACAACUUUUCUAUUCUUUAUCAGAUGCACAAUAAACUCAUAUUGGCUACAGAGUACAAAUGUAUUACAACAUUUUUUAAUUACGCCACUGACAUUACACUUAAAUGUUUUUUUAACGAUAUAAUUGUUAACUGUUAUGUUGUGUUCUGCAUUGUUCGUUUUUAGUCUUGACUUUAAAUAAAUAAUACAUCUUGUUAUAUUAUACUAGCGGAUAUCUAAUUAUUAAUAGUGUCAUAUAAUGAACAUGUUGUUUUCGUUUAGACACUAGGGAAAUAAAUAUCAACGCAUAAGACUUAUGAUAACGUCUAGGUAUUUAUAUACCUACUUAUAAUUAUUACUUGUUAUGUCUUUUAGAUAAUAUCAGAUUUUUGUUGAAUUUUAAUAAAUUUAUUGCUAAAUCGACUCUAUCUUUAAGUUUAGACGCAAAGUUGUGGACAGAUAUAGUAAUUUAAUGGUCUAAAGUAAAUCAACGCUGUGAUUAAUUUUAUCUAAAAUGUAUACAAUGUAUAUUAUUAUAAAAACAUAACGUCUUGUUAAAUCAUUUCAUAUUAUUAUUAAGAUUUAGCCAAAAACUACAUGUUUACAAUUUGUACAAGUUGAAUGUAUUAUUAUUUAUUACUAUAUAAGUACCUAGUGACUAUUUUGUCCAUAUUCCAUACAUAGUAUACAUAAUAUGCCAGUAUGUGCAUAGCCGUGUAAAUUUAUAAAUCAUUAUUAUAUGCAUUGUUUUCAUAGUUUUUACUAUUAUUGAAUCUUUCUAAAAUGUUGUAUUACCGUUUUUAAAUUAAAACUAUU